This is a messenger RNA of Mytilus trossulus (common blue mussel), 1427 nucleotides long. RefSeq names its product formylglycine-generating enzyme-like. The coding region runs from base 43 to 1155 and encodes 370 amino acids. The record is from RefSeq and is a predicted model, not a curated record. Gene Ontology annotation, cellular component: endoplasmic reticulum. Lineage: Eukaryota; Metazoa; Mollusca; Bivalvia; Mytilida; Mytilidae. The transcript is spliced from 8 exons.
UUUAUCUGGAGGUGCAAUAAGUAAAUGAUAUAAGCGGCAAGUAUGAUGAAGCAGACGCAUUUGAGAACUGUUGUGUUUUUUGCAUGUUUUUGUGCGUGCUAUCUGGAAGAACAAUGCGAUGUCAAAGAUGAUAGUUGUAACAGUGCGAAGGAAAAAUCGUGUGGCUGUUCAAUUAGUCGUGAUAAAUCUAAAUAUGACGAAAAAAUAAACAAAAACGUGGACAGUGAAGACGAAGGUCUACAAAAUGAACUUUUGCAAAAAGAUGAUUUUAAGUACCCAAGGACUAAUGAAAUGGUUUUUAUUGAAGGUGGAACAUUUACUAUGGGCACAAAUAAACCAAUUUUUAUGGUAGAUGGAGAAGGUCCCGAAAGAUUGGUUAAAGUUGACCCUUUCUACCUGGACAAAUAUGAAGUUAGCAAUGGGGAGUUUGAAAUAUUUGUGACUAAGACAAAUUACAAAACAGAGGCUGAAAAGUUUGGAAAUUCCUUUAUAAUGGAUAAAUAUGUGAGUGAAGAAACAUUAAAGAAGGUAAAUCAACAGGUUGAAGCAGCCCCAUGGUGGAUACCUGUAGAUGGGUCAGACUGGAAACAUCCUGAAGGACCAGACUCUUCUAUCAAAAAUAGGAUGGAUCAUCCAGCUAUUCAUAUUUCAUGGAAUGAUGCUGUUGAAUAUUGUAAAUGGGCAGAGAAAAGACUUCCAACAGAGGCAGAGUUUGAGUAUGCAUGUAGAGGUGGUAAAAACAACAGAUUAUAUCCAUGGGGGAAUAGUGAAAAUCCCAAGAAAGAACAUUGGAUGAACAUAUGGCAUGGAGAAUUUCCCAAGGAAAAUACUGUCGAAGAUGGUUAUGAUUCAACCUGUCCAGUAACAAUGUUUCCAGACCAAAACAAAUUUGGCUUGAAAAAUAUUAUAGGGAAUGUAUGGGAAUGGACAAGUGAUUGGUGGGAAACACAGCAUACACCAGAGUUUAAAGAUAAUCCUAAAGGACCAUCAAAAGGUACAGAUAAAGUAAAGAAAGGAGGAUCUUAUAUGUGCCAUAAAUCCUACUGUUACCGAUAUAGAUGUGAAGCAAGAAGUCAGAAUACUCCAGAUAGUUCAGCAUCAAAUCUGGGAUUCAGAUGUGCAGCUAAUAUAUUACCAAAAUAUUUAAAAAAUUAAAGUCAUAAUUUUCUCAACUAGUUCACAUGAACACUAUGAACUUUUACCAUCUAUAGGUAUCUCUUAUUUAUUGUCAAUACAGUUUUGCAAAUAUUCCCAAACUCACUGAUACAUUUUAGACUGAUCAUGUGAGCCUGAAUAUGUAGGGUGUUUGUUUUCAAAUUUAUAUCUGAUGAUAUUCUGAAUUAUGAUUUUCAUUUAUAUCCAUUAUUAAGUACCGGUAAAAUAUUUUAUUUUGUAUUGUCUCAAUUGGCUGUUUCACAAUCUAAUGC